This is a messenger RNA of Pocillopora verrucosa, 1704 nucleotides long. RefSeq names its product kelch-like protein 12. Gene Ontology annotation, molecular function: protein binding. The record is from RefSeq and is a predicted model, not a curated record. NCBI's taxonomy places the organism in Eukaryota, Metazoa, Cnidaria, Anthozoa, Scleractinia, Pocilloporidae.
AUGGAAGUUAUACAGCCUAUCUCUGCCGCUGAACAGGGGCCUUUCUGUGUGGAACUGAUGAAGCGCCUCAACAUUCAGCGAAAACAAGAUUAUUUGUGCGACAUCACUUUGGUUUCUAUAGACAACAUAGAAUUUAAAGCUCACCGAAAUGUGCUUUCCGCCGCAAGUCCGUACUUUGACAAACUUCUUCAGAGCAACAUGAAGGAGAAUCGAGAGGGGAUUGUUCGGUUUGAGGAGAUUUCAGGUUCUGUUCUGAAAGAUGUUUUGGAAUUCAUCUACAGUGGAACUGUGGAUGUGACUCAAGAGAAUGCCGAGAAACUGAUCGCCGCAGGGAAUUAUCUGAUCAUUCCGGGCUUGAAAACAGCUUCAGGGCGGUUUUUGGAGCGAGAAAUGUCACACAUAAACUGUAUUUCAACCUUUUACCUCGCUGAGAAAUAUGAGUGUGACGAGCUUAUCACCAACAGCAGGCUUUUUAUUCACGAAAACAUCGUUGCCGUGGCAAAACUGGAUGAAUUUUUGCUCUUGCAAGCUAAAGAGAUCGAAAGGUGGAUUUCGUCCGACGAGAUUACAGUCAAUGAGGAAGCCGAUGUUUUUAAAAUUAUAUUAGACUGGGUAAACCACAGGAAGAGCGAGCGUAAAACAGUAUUUGAAGAACUGUUUGGUCAUGUUCGACUCGGUUUUCUGUCGCGUGACUGUUUGGAGGAUGUCGUGACAAACGAACUGGUGCGUGAGAAUUCGGCUUGUGUGAAGCUGGUCAUGGAUGCUGCCAUGAAGAUGGCUACCUUUCUUGAUGAAGAUCAUCUACUGCAAUCACCAAGAAAAGGGCAGGAAACACGUGUUAUUGUAGCACGUGGUGGCAAGUACACUUUUUGUUAUAUUCCUGAAGAAAACCUGUGGAAGUGUUUACCAGAUGGUCUGAGGGACAAAAAUGCCAGUUCAAAUCAGAUGAUAAAAUUCCGUAACCAGUUGUUCUUGUUCGCCAGCUCUCAAGAUACAGAGAGAUAUGAUCCUGUUUUUAACGUUUGGUCCGAGCUUAACUUGUACAGGAGUAACGCAAAGGUGGCUGUUCUUAAAGGAGAAAUUCAUGCUUUGGAAGUUGACACCCAAGACAUGACAGCUACUAUCAAGAAGUACAAUGUGAAACUGUGUAGAUGGGAGACAGUUAUCACAUCUCGUGAAGGCUUUAGAAUGAAUGCAUGUCUUAUUGCAGCCGGCAGUCAUCUGUACGUGUUUGGUGGGGAGAUUUCAUACAGAGAGAAAUAUGUCGCGAAAGCCAAGAGAUUUGACACCGUGGAAAACAAGUGGGAGGAAAUCGCAGACAUGCACGAAGGAAGAAACGACGCUUUUGGAGUGGCUGCUGAAAAUAAAAUCUUCGUUGCAGGGGGAUUACGCAAUGGAACAAAAUUGAAAACUUGCGAGAUGUAUAAUACGUCGACAAAUGAAUGGCAACUUGUUGCAAAUUUGAAUGUCCCACGCUGUUAUGGUAGUAUGGUUUGUCUGAACGGAAAGCUGUACGUACUGGGUGGAGAAAACGAUAGAAACCAAAAGGAACUAAGUGUUGAAUGUUUUGACCCUUUAUACGACCAGUGGAUCCAUGAAACAACCAUACCAAACAUCUUUCCUGGAAACAGCAUCUCAUUCACUGGCUCUGUUCUGAAGUUUUUCAAAGAAUUGCUGGACACUUUUAAGACUGUUAGGCAGUAG